AUGGCGACACCUUUCUGUCGUUGUGGAUUGGCAUCAGAUCUCAAGACAAGCUGGAUAGAGGCGAAUCCAGGGAGGAGGUUCUACGAGUGCAGCAAGUCCCCGUUUGAAUCCAAUCCCCUCCUCUGUUUCAACUCCAUCCCCUGUUUUCCCCCCUUUCCAUUAGCUUCUUCCAUCACCAACCAUGGAAGCUCUUUAAGGUCACAACAAUUACAAUCACACAUUCCCACCGAUUUAACCAAAAUCGGGACCUCCCUCUCCCAGCUCAUACUAAUGGGUGGCGCGGGCUCCAGCACUCUCGAUUCCGUCUUCUCCUUCUGCAGCCACAACACAUCACCGCCACAGGCGGCCAAAACAUAG
Molecule: messenger RNA, 357 nt
Organism: Linum trigynum
Lineage: Eukaryota; Viridiplantae; Streptophyta; Magnoliopsida; Malpighiales; Linaceae
Source: the annotation of a GenBank genome assembly